UGUUCUGGCCCGGGAGGGCCACGCAGCGGUCGGUAUCCACAGUGCCUUCUGCUCGGCUGCUCAAGUCCUCUCGGAACUCCAACUCCUAAUCCUGUUCCGCCUGCAGUCUUCCUCCCACGCUGGUGGGUGCCGAGUGCCGACUGCCAUCUCGCGAUUGAGGGAUCGCCGGCUUGUUUGGGCACACCGGCAGGCGGCGGACGUGCUGGGUUUAUUAGCAGCAGUCUCGUGUUAUUAGCGGCAUUCAACAACAGUCCAGCAGUAGUAGACUAGUAGGUUGAAUGGUUGAUAGCUAUCACAUGUUCAUUCCGGGUUAGCCUCUCCUCUCUUGCGGCCUCGCCGCUCUGUUUCAGUGGGACACCGGAGUCGGAGAGGAGACUCGUUCGCUUCGCUCGACGGGAUGGCGCGUGCACCGCGGCCGUCCGCGGUACCCACCCUGCUCCGCCUCCUCUCCUCCCAUCCCAGCCUCUCCACCGCCGCCCACGCUGCCCUGCUCAAGUCCUCCUCCCUCACCAGCGCCGUCCCGGUCGCGGCCACCGCCCUCCUCACGGCGUACGCGAACGCGGGGCACCCGGGCGCCGCGUCCCGCCUGUUCGACGAAAUGCCCGCGCCGGACGCCGUCGCGUGGAACGCGCUCCUCGCCUGCCUCGUCCGCCACGGGCGCGCGGGGGCGGCCGCCGCGGCCUUCCACGGCAUGUCCGUCUCCGCGCUCCCGCCCACGGCCGCCACCCUCUGCACCAUGCUCAAGGCGUGCGCCGCGUCGCGCGCCGCCCGCCCCGGCCGCCAGCUCCACGCGCGGGGCGUCGUCUCGCGCCACGCCGACGCCGACGUCAUGGUGGCCACCGCGCUCGUCGAUCUCUACAUGAGCUGUGGCCACGUGGAGGACGCCAUGAGGGUGUUCGUGCUGACAAGGUGCCCGAAGGACGCUGCCCUGCACAAUGCCGUUCUCUCAGGAUGCGUGGAGAACGGACGGUUCAGUGACGCCUUCUCGACGCUGAGGCGGCGGACGGAGCUCAAUGGGAUCUCGCUGACGGCUGCUCUCACGGCCUGCGCGGCCACAGCAAACCUGGCCUACGGUACGCAGGUGCAUUGCAAGGCUCUCCGUGGCGACUUUGAUUCGGACACCAUCACAUGCAAUGCGCUUAUUGACAUGUACGCAAAAUGUGGGAGGGCGACGGCUGCGCGCGUAGUGUUCGACCGGAUGGCUACCAGAAACGUGGUCUCCUGGUCAAGUAUGAUGGGCGCUUAUAGUCGCCAUGGACAUGGCGUUGAUGCUUUGGAUUUGUUUAAGCUAAUGGAGGAGGCUGCGCCAACGGUCCUGCCAAACGCAAUCACAUUCCUGGCGGUUCUGUCAGCCUGCGGACACUCUGGUCUGGUGGACGAAGCUCAGUCCAUGCUACAUUUGAUGAAGAGCAAGUACGGGAUCGAUCCACAGCCGGAGCACUACGCAUGUGUGAUAGACAUGCUCGGACGUACAGGCCGUGUUGACGAGGCUUGGGAUCUGUAUUCUAGUCUUCUAACCGCAAGUCGAAAUAAGCCUUCCAGCGCUAUCAGUGUCGCUAUGCUGAACGCGUGCAGAGCAAACGUGGAUGCUGCAAGAGGAAAGGAGGUGGCUGUGCGCAUGCUGGAGGCUGAUCCACGAAACCCUGGGAUUCAUGUGUUGAUAUCGAAUUUUCAUGCUGCUCUGAGACAAUGGCCUCAAUCAAAUGAAUCGCGGAGGAUUAUAGUGGACAAGGGGCUCAGGAAAGAAGCGGCUAGCAGCCAUGUCUGUUUUGGCUAAAAGCUAAUUGUGCACAUAUCUUGAAAACAUUUGCUACGAUAAAUUUGGAUAUUCGGGACUUCAAACA
Zea mays is the source of this 1844-nucleotide messenger RNA. Its product is annotated as pentatricopeptide repeat-containing protein At5g66500, mitochondrial. Bases 398 to 1777 code for a protein of 459 amino acids. The record is from RefSeq and is a predicted model, not a curated record. Gene Ontology annotation, biological process: RNA modification. The transcript has a single exon. NCBI's taxonomy places the organism in Eukaryota, Viridiplantae, Streptophyta, Magnoliopsida, Poales, Poaceae. Gene Ontology annotation, molecular function: RNA binding; protein binding.